AUGGAAUUCGGAAAUGUUUACGAUGUUGAUUUUGGUGAUUUGGGUGAUAAUUUUGACGACGAUAUUGAAGAAAGAGCCGAAAUCGCUAAUCGCGUUAUACAUAGAAAACCGUAUACAAUUUAUGCAAGCGAAAAUCAUUUUUACAAAUGGGACGAUAGAGAAUUUUUUAAACGGUUUCGAUUAACAAAACAGAGUGUUCAAUACUUACCGCGACAAACGGAACAUCGAAUACGACAUCGAACAGAGCGAAAUAAUGCGGUUUCGCCCAUGUGUCAAUUGCUUAUGGCUUUAAGAUUUUAUGCUUCUGGAGACAUGUUAAUAUCUGUUGGUGAUUUCGGAGGCAUACACAGAACCACUGUAUAAAAAAUGAUUUCGAAUGUAAUAGAUGCAAUAGCCCAGAAGCUGAAGUAUUUCGCAAUCGGAAACAUUACUUUAGCCUUAACGUUCAAGCGAUUGCAGGACCUA
Belonocnema kinseyi is the source of this 465-nucleotide messenger RNA. RefSeq lists its product as uncharacterized. Bases 1 to 363 code for a protein of 120 amino acids. The record is from RefSeq and is a predicted model, not a curated record. The transcript is spliced from 2 exons. Lineage: Eukaryota; Metazoa; Arthropoda; Insecta; Hymenoptera; Cynipidae.